This is a messenger RNA of Patella vulgata (common limpet), 6029 nucleotides long. Its product is annotated as probable ubiquitin carboxyl-terminal hydrolase MINDY-4. The coding region runs from base 85 to 2301 and encodes 738 amino acids. The transcript is spliced from 17 exons. Lineage: Eukaryota; Metazoa; Mollusca; Gastropoda; Patellidae. The record is from RefSeq and is a predicted model, not a curated record. Gene Ontology annotation, molecular function: cysteine-type deubiquitinase activity; K48-linked deubiquitinase activity. Gene Ontology annotation, biological process: protein K48-linked deubiquitination.
AAUGGCUGAUUUUUUCUGUGUAUAACAAGAAAUCUGAAUGAAUGUUUAAUAUUUAGGCGUAUUUUUACACAAAUCUACACCAAAAUGGAAGCAGCUUUUGUGGAAGGGAUUGCUGCAUCGCUUGUGCGAGAAUAUUUAAGCAGAAAGGGAUUGCGAUCAACUUUAAAAAUCAUGGAUGAAGAAAUGCCCAGAUCAUCUGAUAGUAUAAGUAAUCGACAUGCCUUGAUGCAAGAACUUCAUAUUGAAAGAGCCAUGAAGAGAAAUAAAGAAAAGGACCAUCCAUUACGAGCUAUGAUAGAAGUUAUUGCUGAAUAUCAUAUUUUACAAUUAGAAAACGAGGAUUCUCUAUCGCCAUCUUAUUAUCCACAAACGGAUGUUCCUAGUCCAAUUAUUGACAAACCAAAGCAUGCUGCACCAAAAUUAUAUGAUUCCUCAAAAGCAACAGAGUAUCCAUCAUCACCAAAAUACAGACCUAAAACUGCUGGUCAGCUUGCUUCAUCAAAAUCAAGUAAAAUCCAUGCCAACUCUGAUCUUGUUAUAGAAGAUAAUUUAGAAAGUGAAACUUUAUUGGGUGACGGUAAAUCAGGUGUAUUUAACUCUGAUAUAAAUGAUACCAGUGAUGUUAUUUCUAAAACGAGACAAGCACGUUUAAUCAAUUCUAAACCUAGAGGAUUCUCUGCUGCUGUUAUCAGUAAUACAGAGGAUGCACCUAGAAGAAGAGUUCCUAAAUCCCGUCCAUUAUCUUCUAUCAAAUCAUCUCUGAAUACACAUUCUACAGAAGUCUCACAUACCGGUAGCACUACGCCUGGUAGACAUUACCAACAUAUGGAUUCAGACAUUGACCUAAGUUCUAGACAACAGUCGAGAACAAACUCUCAAAAAUCUCAAUUCAGUCUUGAAGAAUCACUUCACAUCUCAAAAAUAACUCCUCAAAAACAUGCUGUGAGCAUAACAGACAUAUUAGACAAUGCUGAGGCUAAAUCUAAUGGUUUGAGCCAAAAAAUAGAAUCUGUUGAAAAUAGUAGACGGUACAGUGUGGAGUUGUCAAGUAUGGCUGCCGACAGACCUGUCAGUAGAAGUCAUAACAAGAAAAUUGUGAGUGAACCAUCAGGUAAAACUGUGGUGGGUGAUGUAGAAUUUGGUGAUGUUGAUGAUCUAGAAAGUGAUCUGAAUGAUCUUAAACUCCAUUCAGUUCAACUACAAUCUCCAGUUGUUAGAAAUUUAAAUAAUAUUGAUAGUCAACCAAUAGAUACCAAGAAAGCCAUAGCUUUACGAACUCUGUUAUUUGGCUCGGCAUUGACAAGUUUUAAUGAUGAAUGGAAAUAUCAAAGUCUAAGUUUUUGUGAUAUACCAAAAUUACAGUAUGGCAUUGUUCAAAAAAAGGGUGGUGCAUGUGGUGUUUUAGCAGCUAUACAGGCAUGUAUGAUACAAGAAAUGUUAUUUGGUGAUAACAAACUAUCAUCAAAUAAAUGUUUUAGUCCAAGUAGAGAAGAAAGAUCUAAGUUUUUAGCAGCAGCUUUAUGUAAAAUAUUGUGGAGAGCUGGUGGAAAUUCUAAGGCAGUUGUUGCUUUGCCAUCAGGAAAAACUCACGUAAUAACCAGCAGUAAAUAUAAACCUGAUAAAUUAACAGAAACACUGAUGUUAUAUACAUUUAUUAAUUCAGAAGAUUUAUUAACUUUCUUAAAACAAAAUAUGUCUCAGUUUGAAACAGAUGGAUGUAGUGGAGCUGUUUUAGUUCUGUAUUCAGCUAUAUUAACUAAAGGCAUUAUCAAAGUUAUGGGAGAUUUUGAUGAACCAGGCUUAAAGUUAAUGGCAGCUCAUGGUUACUGUACACAAGAAAUGGUUAAUCUGUUAUUAACUGGCAGAGCUGUAUCUAAUGUAUUUAAUGAUGUAGUGGAACUAGAAUCAGGAGGUGUUACAACAACAUUAAAGGGGAUAUCAAGUAGAUCAGAUAUUGGUUUUCUUUCUCUAUUUGAGCAUUAUAAAUCUUGUCAGGUUGGAACUUUUUAUAAAACACCUAAAUAUCCUGUAUGGGUGGUGUGUAGUGAGAGCCAUUUUAGUGUUUUAUUUUCUACAAGAAGAGAAUUAGUUAAUGAUUGGAAAGCUGAAAGACGAUUUGAUUUAUAUUAUUAUGAUGGAUUAGCUCGUCAACAAGAAGAAAUUAAACUUACAAUAGAUACAACAAAUAGAUCAUUUAGAGCUCCAUCUGAUGACGAUCUAGUCCCUCCAAUAGAACACUGUAUUAGAACCAAGUGGGCAGAUGCAGAAGUAGAUUGGAAUGGUUAUGAACCAAUUUUAUAGAAUAAUAUGUAUAAGCUAUACUGUGAUGAUAAUGUUCAACAACUAUUUAUUGAUAUGAUGUGUAAGAAAUAUCACACAACCAUCCUUUCAUAUUGUGAUAUUAUUUACUACAAAAUAUCAAACAACCAUCUUUUCAUAUGGGGAUAUGAUUUACUAGAAAUAUCAAAUAACCAUCCUUUCAUAUGGUUUGUUAUAACUAGGAACAAAAUAUCCCUUCAGAUCAUGAUAUGGUUUGUUAGAACUGUCUAAAUAAUAUUCAUUUAUUCAUAUUGUGAUAUGGUUUGCUAGAACUAUCCAAUUAAUAUCCCUUUACAUUGUGAUAUGGCCUGUUAGAACUAUCCACCUAAUAUCCCUUCAUAUUGUGAUAUGGUUUACUAGAACUAUCCAACUAAUAUCCCCUUCAUAUUGUGAUAUGGCCUGUUAGAACUAUCCACCUAAUAUCCCUUCAUAUUGUAAUAUGGUUUACUAGAACUAUCCAACUAAUAUCCCCUUCAUAUUGUGAUAUGGCCUGUUAGAACUAUCCACCUAAUAUCCCUUCAUAUUGUGAUAUGGUUUACUAGAACUAUCCAACUAAUAUCCAUUCAUAUUGUUAUAUGGCCUGUUAGAACUAUCCACCUAAUAUCCCUUCAUAUUGUGAUAUGGUUUACUAGAACUAUCCAAUUAAUAUCCCUUUAUAUUGUGAUAUGGCCUGUUAGAACUAUCCACCUAAUAUCCCUUCAUAUUGUGAUAUGGUUUACUAGAACUAUCCAACUAAUAUUCCCUUCAUAUUGUGAUAUGGCCUGUUAGAACUAUCCACCUAAUAUCCCUUCAUAUUGUGAUAUGGUUUACUAGAACUAUCCAAUUAAUAUCCCUUCAUACUGUGAUAUGGUUUGCUAGAACUAUCCAACUAAUAUCCAUUCAUAUUGUGAUAUGAUAAGAACCAUCUCCAUCACAUUGUUACAAAUUGCAAGUUUCCUUAACAAUUAAAACAAUCUUUAUCGUAUUCUUUGUUUAAAGGAGCUAAUGAAUUGGAUUGAUGUUAUUUGUUAUUUUGAUUAGUGGGGGGGGGGGGGGCAAGCUCUAUAUGAUUAAUUUGUUAUUUUGAAAGAGUGUUAUAAUUUUAGUUAACUGUGUCAACAGAAAGUCAGAAUGGUUAUAUUUUUACACUGGUCUUAUCUAUGAGCAUAAAAUUUUCUUCUAAGACAGAUGGUCAUCCAACAAUACAAAUCAACAAUGAACUAAACAAUUUUAUAUUUGUGUCACAAGUGGUCUAGUCAUUUUGAAUUCUCAUCAGAUCAACAUAAUAAUUCUUUUAAAUUGGGUUACUGGAUCUGUCUGAUUAUUUCUGUACAUUUUUCUGUCCACCUGCUUUGUUUGAGAGAGUGUAGCGCACACGGUUGAGCUUGAGUGCCAUAAAAUGCCUGCAUCUUGAUCGAGAAGAGUUUUUUUGAUGAGCACCCCAGAAUUUCUGUAUUUUAUUUUAAAUAUUAUUUACAAGUGGUCACCAUGUAUGCUACUUAGAAUUAUCUUGACCUUAUGAAUGAAAGAAAUCAUCUCGUUGUGAGAUAACUCUUUAUUUACCAAAUCCUUCAUGUUCCAGAUUUGACUUUUGCAAAUUAAGGAGAGCAUUUUUCACCUCCCCAGUCAAAUAUAGAAUACAAUGGCUAGAGAGCCUUUAUUUUGUCAUACUCCUUUGUGGGAAAGAAAUAGAUUUUGAUUUGCGGGACAAACAAAAUUAUGUUUUGUAAUCUGUGUGAUGGAGACGUUAGGUUAUCGAUAUAUAUGUAUUUAUUUUUUUAUACUUCAACAUUCGAUAGGUUAUCAUAUACCAGUAUGUUUGUAUAUUUAUUUUCUGUAGAUUAUGGGUUAUUUCUUAAAUUUAGAUUUAUUUUCAUCUGCUGAUAUAGUAAAUUAUUUUAUAUAUUUUUUUGUAUUUCAAUCAACAUCCAUUUUACUCCUAUUUUCUACAAUAAUUUUCUGAUAAAAAAUUACACAAGAAUUAAACACUAAGAAAGGUCAAUUUAAUUUCUAGCUAUUUAUUAGGCAGCUGUUCACAGAACACUCAUCUUCACUGUGAGUGUCAAGUAUGAACAGUAUUGUAGCAUACUAACUCUUGACUGCAAAAGACCUGUUGAACUUGGGACAAAACUAAGGUGGUUGAGGUUUAAUGAAUACAAUCUUAGGUUCUUCCAUAGUUGAACAAUCAGGGCACUACUAAGGCUGUUGAGGUUGUAUGAAUACAAUCUUAGGUUUUUCCAUAGUUGAACAAUCAGAGCACUGUACUCUUGACUAGAAUGUCCUGGUUUUAAAUCUUGGUGUGAGUUGGGAAAAACCUUAAGGAUUUCUAGCGUAAUAUGAAUUCAAGUUUCCUUAAUCAAUAGUAUUUUUGUAUUACUUUGACAUUAUUUUUGGUUCUCAGGAGAUUCUGAUGAGAUGAUUAUAACCUGUUUAAACUGAACUACGCAUUUGUUGUUGAACAAUAGAGCAUUUGGUGCAUUUGCAUUACUUUAUAGAUAUUUUCAUACCAAUGUUUAUAAUGUUAUUUAUUUAUUAACCUGUAACUGCUGAACGCUGUUAUAUUCUUCUUAGAUUUUGUAAUGUGUCAAGCUUCGAAAGAGUUAUGAUUUGUAAUGAAUAUUUCCUCUAUAGACAAAUGUUUCUGGGGUUUGUUUUUGAAUUAUACAAAGUGAUAUGUCAAUAAUAUCAGCUAGGAAAUAAUUUCUGAAUUUUAUGACAUUUACCUUAUUUGAAAUAUUAGCACAGAACCUAUAAUCUCACUUUUAUCAUUCACCUGAUUGAAAGUGCCAUAUUAAUGCACAACUUGAUAAGAACCUACAUUUCAUGAAUUGCUUUCAGAGAUAAUCAAUGGAUGGCGAUUGUUGAUUUUUAUCACUUGUUAAAUUAUAAAAAUCUGUAUAUGCUGAUCAUUAAGUAAUUUAUAAAUAAUUUGAUACAAACAGUAGUAUCAGAUGAUGUGUAUUUUAUUGAGAUAGAUAUGUAUAUGUUUUAUUAGUUAAUAUUAUUUAUAAAUUAUAAAUCAAAUUUUAUUAUUGAGUCGUAUAACUUGUUGUAUAAAUAGACUAGAGACAAUGAAAUUAUUUUAAAUUUAUUGACUUAUUUUAUCUUUAAAUAAAAAGACGAUAUACACAUCAAUACUAUUGUAAACAUUUACUAUGUAGAUAAUUCAUUCUCUCUCUGGGAUAUAUGCUAGCUCAUUCUCUAAUCAUAUUGAGCUUAUGAAAACUACAUCUAACCCAAGUGUUGGGGGGCCGAAUGGUUAGCAUGUGCGCACUCUAUCAUAAGGUCAACUGGCAUGGUUUUGAUUCCCCAGUUGUACGUGACAAGGAGUAGAGUCGCCUGUCCAUCCUUGUGGGUUUUCCCCAGGUCCUCCGGUUUCCUUCCACUGCUAAAGACCCCUACGUGCAAGCGAAUUAUUGAAAUGAAAUAAAACCAUGUUAAACCCGAAAUGACCUGGUUUGUGUCGAGUGGACGUUAAACCCCAUUUCUCUCUCUCUGAAGCAAGAAUCUAAAGAAACUCAAACGGUUAAGCUGGUGAACCAUACUCCUUGCUAUGUAUUAUCAGGGGAUUAAAUUCAUACUUUUGAUCUGUGAUAUAACACCUUCAUUCGACCACAUAGAAACCAAUCCCACUUGACAUAAAACUUUAGUUAAAGCGGCAUUAGGUAACAUUAGAGAAAGAGCGGACAGUUCUCGCUAUAAUAGUUAAAAAAAUAGAUAAUGAAAUGAGA